UUUGGCCCGGAGAGCGGCAGCAGAGCCCGGCCCGGGGCUGCGCGGGGCCGCGCUUCCCUGCGGCGGCGAGAGGAAGACGUCGAGGCUCCGGCGGCGGCGUGCGGGAGCGCUCGCUGCGGGCCGGGAGCGGGCUGGGAGCAAAGCAGGGACCGCUGCUAGCGCGUCCCUCCCCGGCCCUCGCCCUCGGAGCGGGCCAGUCAUGGGGGAGACGGGCAAAGAGGAGUACAGGAUACAGUCGUUCGAUGCCGAGACCCAGCAGCUGCUGAAGACGGCUCUCAAAGACCCCAGCAGCGUGGACCUGGAGAAAGUGGCCAAUAUUAUAGUGGACCAGUCCCUGCAGGACUGUGUGUUCAGCAAGGAGGCAGGACGCAUCUGCUACACCAUCAUCCAGGCAGAGAGCAAACAGGUCGGGCAGAGCGUCUUCCGGAGGAGCCUGCUGAACCGGCUGCAGCAGGAGUACAAGGACAGAGAGGAGCUGCGCAGCCGCUCGCUCCAGGCCUGGAUCUGCUACGUCACCUUCAUCUGCAACAUCUUCGACUACCUGCGGGUGAACAACAUGCCCAUGAUGGCGCUGGUGAACCCGGUUUAUGACUGUCUCUUCCGACUGGCGCAGCCCGACAGCCUGCGCAAGGAGGAGGAGGUGGACUGCUUGGUCCUGCAGCUGCAUCGCAUUGGCGAGCAGCUGGAGAAGAUGAACUCCCAGCGGAUGGAUGAGCUCUUCUCCCUCCUCCGAGACGGCUUCCUCCUGCAGGAGGGGCUCAGCUCCCUGUCCCAGCUCCUGCUGCUGGAGAUCAUUGAGUUUCGGGCUGCUGACUGGAAGAUGACAGACGCUGCCCAGAAAUACUAUUACAGUGAAGUGACGGAUUAACUCUUCUGCAGCAGAGGCGGCGAGAUGUCCCCAGCACUUUCACCAGCAAGCUUUGUACCAAGUUUGAAUUUCUUUUCAUGGUAAUGUUUUUCUAGCACUUCCUGUAAAUAGGAUUUAUACUGGCUAAAGCCUCUGUGCACGUAACUGCCAGGCUGUAACUGGUGCUAGAUUGACUUUGGAGAUUUGGUGAGGUGGAAAGGGCAGGGCACCUAUAACCCAGCAAGUUCUUCCACUGGUUUGGUCUAAUUAUGGGCCAAUGCCAGCAAAGGGCAAGGAAGGCUUCUAGUUCAAACCAGCAUUUUAUACAAGCAUUAAGGAAAGCACAGUUUAAGCAGGGAACAUUUUGUUUACUCAAGAGCCAGCAGAGAGGAAGGAGGCAGAGAUUUUACCACUGACAGACCCUGAACCAGGCUGUACCUGCCUCCCUGGGACAAGGCAUGAAAAAUACUGUGGUCAGACACCUUGCAAAUGGCUCAACCAAGUCCUGUUUUUCCCAGUCUCUCUCCAGCAUGCUGGCUGUACCUGCAUGCAACACAGCCUCCACCACGGGUCACCAGCAACACCCACUACAGGGCAGCCUGCAGCCAGGCAGGUCCUUCAGCACAAGUAGCUAGAAACAGGUUUUAUAGGUUUUAUACAGUAACUGCUAUGUUUUCUCAAAAUUUAGUGGGUUUCAAAUAUGGUAUGUUUCUUAUAAGAAUGGGAGAGGAAGAAAGAAAACAAAAUAGUUUAUUGAAGGUUUUUUUUCUAAUAAAAGUUUUCCACUAACAUGUGCCCUAUAUUCUCUCUAUGCAAUUGCUGAGCUAUAUAGCAAAAAAUGCUCUGAACAGUACUCAAAAGCUGCUCCUGCUUGAAGCCUUAAGGCUGCAGUAUUCAUUUUUUUCUCUGGUGUAGGGCAGCAGAAUAGAUUUAGGUAAAUUGAGUGGCUGGAGAGAAAGGUGUGAGACUGAAGCAACAGACACAGGUUUAGAAGCAUGACACCUUUCCCACAAAGCUCUGAUUUUAUUUUUUCUGUUGCUGAUGACACGAACUAAAAGUUAAAAAAGCA
This is a messenger RNA of Rhea pennata, 1916 nucleotides long. It is a transcript of the gene MIF4GD, whose product is annotated as MIF4G domain containing. The coding region runs from base 200 to 868 and encodes 222 amino acids. The record is from RefSeq and is a predicted model, not a curated record. The transcript is spliced from 7 exons. Gene Ontology annotation, cellular component: cytosol. Lineage: Eukaryota; Metazoa; Chordata; Aves; Rheiformes; Rheidae. Gene Ontology annotation, biological process: regulation of translational initiation. Gene Ontology annotation, molecular function: RNA binding; protein binding; translation activator activity.